Messenger RNA from Orbicella faveolata, 986 nucleotides. Its product is annotated as serine/arginine-rich splicing factor 3-like. The record is from RefSeq and is a predicted model, not a curated record. Gene Ontology annotation, molecular function: RNA binding. NCBI's taxonomy places the organism in Eukaryota, Metazoa, Cnidaria, Anthozoa, Scleractinia, Merulinidae.
GUGCUUCGAUUGCUCGCUUUGCAGCUGCGUUGACUACAUUUCACGCCAUUUUGUUCGAUUUUCCUUACGAAAAACUAGUUAAAGCCAAACAUUGGAGGGAUUUCUUCCUCGAUCGAAAGAUGUCAGGGAAGACAGACAGAGGAACAUACAAAGUUUAUGUGGGUAACCUUGGUAACAAUGGCUCAAAGAAAGAGUUAGAAAGAGAGUUUGAGAGAUUUGGAAGACUCCAUGAUGUUUGGGUGGCCCGUAAUCCCCCCGGCUUUGCCUUUGUGGAGUUUGAAGAAUACCGUGAUGCAGAAGACGCUUGUAAAUCAUUAGAUGGUGCUCGCAUUUGUGGAGAAAGAGUUCGGGUAGAAAUGGCUCGGAACCGCAACCGAGGGGGUGGAGGAGGAGGUGGAGGAUCUCGUCGCUCUGACUACCGUGACGACCGUCAUGGUGGCGGUGGCCGACACUAUGAUGACAGGGGAGGCUCUGAUCGUUAUGAUGACAGGUCAAGGUCACCUUACAGGUCACCACCACGCAGAGGAAGAGGAAGGUCUCCUGAUGUAGACAGGUGGGGAGGAAGGGGAGGAAGGAGCAGGUCUCGCAGCCCAAGACGAUUCUAACUUUCUUGAAAGAUGGCGUCAUUGCAUACACCCUGGAUCAUGUUGAAGAUAAACUUCAUGUGUCGAAUUUGAUUUUUUUGUUUUGUUUUAGUUUUUAGAUAGCUUUAACUUCUUUUAGUGAACAUGAUGAGUUAAUUGUAAGAAUCUAGAAAUUUCAUGUACGAUUGAGUAGCUUUCCUCCUGGACAUCUUAGCUUCGUUUUUUAGGCCAAACUGUCACAAAAAUAACCAAGUUCAUGAAACGUUGUAAAUGUUGUUCCAGAAGUGCUCAUUAAUGAAACUGUUGUUUUAAUUGACUUGAUUGACCUUUUUCGUAACUAUGCUGUAGUCAGGAUUUAUUUAUUGCUGUUGGAUUGUUAAUAAAGUCAUUUUAAAAUAGCUA